This is a messenger RNA of Prunus armeniaca (apricot), 249 nucleotides long. NCBI's taxonomy places the organism in Eukaryota, Viridiplantae, Streptophyta, Magnoliopsida, Rosales, Rosaceae. The record is from the annotation of a GenBank genome assembly.
AUGCAAUUAUCGCAUGAUUCCGAUGAAGUAAAAGCCGCUGCAAACGCCUUGAAUAUUAAACAGCAAGAGUUUGAAAACCAGCGCCGGGAGAUGCAUGCCCUUCUUCUUGCUAAGGGAGUUUCUGUUGACAGCGCUGAGUGCGUGACGGAGGCAGCAGCCAGAUUAUCUCCUGGGGCUUCCUUUAUUGCCCAUCCUUGGCUUAGUGACCAUUUAGCUUGGCUCGUGAUCCUGCUUUUCUUCGUGACUUAA